Molecule: messenger RNA, 7889 nt
Organism: Ctenopharyngodon idella (grass carp)
Lineage: Eukaryota; Metazoa; Chordata; Actinopteri; Cypriniformes; Xenocyprididae
Product: sickle tail protein homolog
Exons: 21
Coding region: 468-6650 (2060 amino acids)
Cellular component (GO): cytoplasm
Source: RefSeq, a predicted model, not a curated record
AUGAGAGAGAGAUUGUGACUGUGUGUUGGAAUGCGCUGAUACAUGGGAACAGGCUGCUUAUCUCCGUUUGUCCCCUUGUCAGUCAUCCUGAGAUGCACACGCAUACACUUCGGAACGCUGGAGGCUCCGGUUGGAAAGGUGGUGAUUAACCCCUUCCCCCUAGUUCCUCCUCCUCCUCCGUCUCUCCCGCCGUCUGGUUCUUUUACCUGCACUCGUCUGGACUCGUUCAGUGAGUAAAGACACAGAAGGACAGGAAGGAAGAGAGAUGAGAGAGUAAUACCAAGACGGUGCAGUUCAUUCCUUGUGGAAUACGGAGAAAAUCCAGGGAGGAUUUGGACACCUGUAGAACACAAUUCUGGAUAUUCUACUAGUGCAGUUUGAUUGGAUGACUGAAAUGGAAUACAAAGUGAGUGAUUGAUGAACUGACUUGAUUGAAUUCACUCGAGUUAAACCAGCAUUUCUACACUAUGUCUAAACCUUCACGACUUGCUCGCCCAUCCUCGGCGGGUCCCGGCUCCAAACUACCCUCGCCCCGUCGGGAUACACCUGCUGGCAGACCCAGAAUGCUCGGCAUGGGGGAGAAGGUAAUGCGGACAGGAAGUGAGGGCAGUAUAGCCGGCCAGAGGCCUCCCGUCAAUGGGACAACACAUUUGCAUAUCCCUCAAAACACUAAUAUAAAGGAAGAGGACGAGGUGACCCAACCAAGGAGCAGAAUCAGUCCACCUAAAGCGUCCACGGCAAGCGUAACCCAGCAACAAGUCACACAGCCCAAGCCUCUGAAGGGUAAUCUAAAGGUGACUUCCAGUGAAGACGCCGAACACCUGACCCGUAAACAGCAGGUUGUCUCCGCUAACAGCCCUGGUUUCCGCUGCGAGCCCAAAUCCGCCCGGGCAGGGGCUCCACGUAGACACACUGUGGGCGGAGCGCGCAGCUCACGGGAGAUUCUGGCCAUGCAGCCCUCAGAUAUGGACAAAAAACGAGAGGCCUUUUUAGAACAUCUGAAGCAGAAGUACCCACACCAUGCCUCCGCAAUCAUGGGCCAUCAAGAAAGACUACGAGAACAGAACCGGAGCUCUAAGCAGAGUGUGGUGUGUUCGAGCCCAGUUCCUGUGUUUGUGGAUCAAGUGGAGCACGACUCGCUGGUCUCUCUAGAUGCUCUGGAGGUCAUGUCUGAGUGUGACAUGCCCAUCGCCUUCACCCGAGGCUCCCGGUCUCGAGCCAGUCUUCCUGUGGUCCGCUCUACUAACCAGACCAAGGAUCGCUCACUAGGGGUGUUGUAUCUGCAGUAUGGAGAUGACACAAAGCAGAUCCGCAUGCCUAAUGAGAUAACGAGUGCAGAUACAGUCAGAGCUCUGUUCGUUAGUGCCUUCCCUCAUCAGCUCAACAUGAAGAUGCUGGAGUCACCCAGCACAGCCAUCUACGUGAAAGAUGAGACCAGGAAUGUGUACUAUGAACUCACUGAUGUCAGGAACAUUACAGAUCACUCCUGCCUGAAGGUGUACCACAAAGACCCAGCGCAUGCCUUCAGCCAUGGAGCCCGGCCAAGCAAUGGAGAUGCAAGGAUUCACAGGGAGAUGAUGUAUGCUGGACGGGAUGGUCAUCCUCUCCGGCAGCCCCCGAUGGGUCCUCCUCCACCGCACAUGCAGGGCUCCAUGUCCCCUACCACACCUCAUGCAUUGCCCCCCUCCCCGUCUCGUAUCCCCUUCGGUCCACGCACCGCAGGCGGUGGGGUUGCCACAAUGCCACGUGACCGAGCCGGACACACACUCCCCUCACCCGCCCGCGCAUCCUCCCCCUGCCCGAGCGCCAUCCUCGAGCGGCGUGACGUAAAACCGGACGAGGACGUAGCUGCAAAGAGCAUGUCGCUGCCCUCCCGAGCCGAAAGUCAUUAUGCUGACCCUUAUAUGUUACAUCAUCAGGCCCUGCCCCCUGAUGCAGUAGACCACGCCUACCACCGUGCCACCAUACGCUCUUACAGUAACCCCGGCGUUCCCAUGGAGCCCAUGGACCAUCAUUCACUCUUCCGACAGAAAAGUAGGAAGUACACAGAUAGCCAGCUUCCCAUGCUCGGCUCCAAAACCCCGCCCUCUUCCCCACACCGGAUGGGUGAGAUGCGAAUGAUGGACAUUCACACAGGCCAACCGCAGAGUUCCAUGACUCUGGAGAGGGCCUCACCUGUCAGACAAUCAUUUAGGAAGGAGGCUCCUGUCACAAUGGAUACCAUGGUAAAGACAAGGGGUGGCAUGGGGUCCCCGGCCACUCCGGAUCUUCAGGUUCACAAUCCUCUGGCCCCUUCGACAGACCCUCAGACACGAGAGAGAAUGAAGGCCAUGGAGGAGCAAAUAGCCAGUCUGACUGGUCUUGUGCAGCACGCUCUCUUAAAGAGCCACAGCACUAACAGCAACAAGGAACACCCCAGUGAGAAACCCGUAAAGUCUGGAUCACCGGCUCACAGCACAUCUAGCACAGGAGGUUCUCCAGUAUUACCACCAAAAGUUGCUCCUGAGUGUAGCCCCGCCCCUACACCACCACUAGGCCCUGCCCCCUUGCAUGUUAACCUUCACCUGUUCAGGAGGAAUGUCUCUGAGCUCCGCCUCCAACUGCAACAUAUCAGACAACUACAGCUUCAGAAUCAGGAGUGUGUGCGUGCUCAGAUAAAGCAUGCAGAGCAAGAGAUCAGUGUGAAGCUGGCUGAAAUACUGAGACGACAGGACGAUCCGACACAGAAACAGAGGACACUGGUAGAGGAAGAGAGACACCGAUAUCUCAGCAUGCAGGAAAGAGUUCUCACACAGCUGGGGGAUCUGGAGCAGUAUGUGGAGGCUCUGAAGACUGACUCCAGCCCUGCCGUGUCUCAGAGAGCCGUGACGCUGAAGGAGGUAGAGGAGGGAGCUGUCAGCCUGAGGAAAGUGGGCGAGAACCUGGCUGGACUGAAAGGAGAGUUUCCAGCCCUUCAGGCCCGCAUGCGAGCAGUGCUCAGGGUGGAGGUGGAGGCCGUAAAGUUCCUCAAAGAAGAGCCCCACAAACUCGACAGCAUGCUGAAGAGAGUCCGAACCCUCACAGACACACUCGGAAACCUUCGCAGGUACAAACAGAGAGAGUAUGCCACAGAUAGUCUGCUGAAUCCCUCUGACCCUGUUCCCUCAACCCCAGCCUCUGAAAAAGCAGAAUCAGCCAUCGUUGAAUCUUUUGAGCCUGCCUCGGUCAUACCUCAGAGCUCCAUGGUGAGGUCAGAGGUUAUGUCGUCAAGCCCUAUGGUGAUCCACCAUGCCCAGGCCUCUCCUGUAGCCUCACAACAAUCCCUGAAAUCAACAGCACCUUCACCCAUUCCCCCUGCAGCACAGAGACGAGAGUCUACACCUUCACCUACCAAACAGCUCAAAAAACCUUUACUUGAGCAGACACAGAUACCAAAUACCAGCAGUAAUGGAGUCUCUGCUAAUGACAUUCAUAGUAAAGGUCCUUCUCCAAACUUGUUAAUUGAGGAGAUCCAAGCAAGCCACAGCAAGAGCAUAAACAGGGCUGUGUCAAUAGAGGCUGCAGAGAAAGGAUGGGAGGAGAAGAGGCAGAACAUUGGUCAUUAUGAUGGGCAGGAGUUUGAACGGAUGCUCCAGGAAGCAGAAGCCAACAUGCUGAGAGGAAUACCAAACCUUGAGGUGCCCAGCAAACCUGAGGGCUCUCCUGCAACUCCUGCAGUGCUUCCUGCCUCCCUGGAGGAGGUGAUAGAAAAAAAUGAACCUACAGCAGCGCCAACAGAACAAGAUGACAAUCAGACAAACUCUGAGAAACCUACUAAGACUGCUCCAGAGAAACCUCCCAAACCUCUGGAGAAGCCAGUUAAGUCAGCCUUGGAGAGACCUAUUAAGCCCAGCCUAUCCAUCAAAUCCAACCUAGAAAGACAAAGUAAGACUCAGGAAAAAGUUAAGCUUCAGACCACAGAGAAAGCCAACAAGUCUCCUCCUCCACCCCCACCUCGACGAAACUACACCACCAACACUGGGAUGACCACCACCCGCUCUGGAGAAGUCAUUUACACCAGCAGGAAGGAGUCUGUUACGGAGGGUGAAGAGGAGACCAACAGUACAGCGUCUCAGUCUGAACCAAAAACCCCUCCAGAGGCGAAGCGCAAACCCAUUACUCCUCCACCUAUCGCUGCCUCGGCCAUCACUGAGGAAGAGGAUGAGGGAGACAAAAUUAUGGCAGAGCUACAGGUUUUCCAGAAGUGCUCUGUUAAGGAGGUAGGGCUCAAGGGUUUGGUAGAGCCACAGAUCAGAGAGCUAAGACCUGGGGUCUUACUGCCCCUUAAAGAUAAGAAGAAUACAGAAAACCAAGACGACAAGAAUCCUGACACAGAUGAGAAUGGCAACAAUACAAUUCGUCAGAGUCCUGGGGUCAUCUACUAUGUCACAGCUCAGAUCUCCAAGGGGCCUUCAUCAGCAUCAGAGGAAUCAACAGAGCGUAGAGAUGCAUCACAGUCUCCCCUAUCACAGGUGUCACAUGUCAAUGCUUCUGACCAAUCCCAAAGCCAGCUGCAGGUAUCCACUAACAAAUUUGGUGCCCUCAAAAGUAGCGGCCCAGCUAGCUCUUCUAGCUCUCUGCACCAAAAUCAGCUGUCUCGUUCAGCCUCUUUGAAGUCAAAUCCACCCUCUCCAUUGGAAGAACUUCCAAGUAGCCCAACCCAAGGGGAAGUUCAUGUGGUCAAAGCUGCUCAAGUGCAGGUUAGCAUAGAGGAGAGGGUAGAGUCUCCAACAUCAAUUUGCUCACCAGUCUCCUUUGGAGACACUGAACACAGUCUUUCUAAAGCAAUCCAUGUUGGGCCAGAUUUAGCAAAUCAGAAGCUUCUGUUUGGUUCAUCCAAGGCGAAGGAAAGGAAAUUUGAGGAAAUUGAGGAAAAUGAUGAGGCCUUUCUCAGUCCUGAUCUGCCAGGAGAAGAGCCACCUCCACCUCCUCCUGAUAACUUUGCCUUCAUGAUCACUAAUACCAAGGUACAAGCCCUCUCCACUGGAGAGUACCAUCAGCUUGUCAAUGCCAAGAAAGGUAGUGUGCAGACGGUAACUGUUGGCAACAAACGACCAAGUGCUUCUGACAGUGGCUCAGCAUCACAAGAUGAUGCCAAUACCAAUGGUCCCGCUGGUGCUGACAAAAAGCCAGUUAUCAUCAUCUUUGAUGAGCCAAUGGACAUCCGCUCAGCUUACAAACGUCUCUCUACCGUCUUUGAAUGUGAGGAGGAGCUAGAGCGGAUGCUUGCAGAAGAAAGAAUAGAUGAGGAGUGUGAGGAAACAGAGGAAGAAGAAUGGACUAGAGGAUUGCAGGUCAAACAGAAUGGAGGUGGUAGAGAUUCUGGAAAAGUUACUGGUUCAAAUUCUUCUGCAGAUGUCACAGACGGUCAAGUCAUUAACUCUUUAUCAUCCUCAUCUUUAUCUGAGGGAGGGGCAUUAGUAGAUGUAGACAGUGAUGCAAGGCAAGAUGGAAAGAAGAAAUUCAAGUUUAAGUUUCCCAAGAAACAGUUUGCAGCGUUAACGCAAGCCAUUCGCGCUGGAAGUAAAACGGGCAAAAAGACUUUGCAGGUUGUUGUCUAUGAGGAUGAGGAAGAAUCAGAUGGAACAGUCAGACAACACAAAGAGACCAAGAGGUUUGAAAUUGCUUGCUCCAAAACAGAGUCCUCAAAAUCAAAUAAACAGGAACCUAAUGGACGAACUGACGAGAUUCGUAAGAGUACCUACAAAACCCUUGACAGUCUAGAGCAAACAAUAAAACAGCUUGAAAGCACAAUUUGCGAAAUGGGGCCGAAGUCUUCGGAAGACCCAGAAAGCGUGGUAAACCCUGAAACUCAGGACAACAAAGUUGGAGAGAGUUCAGGGCACUCAGAGAAAGGACUUUCUCCCAAAGCCUUUGUUCCUAGGUCGACUUCUGCCAGUAAAGUUCCUGGUCUCCGAAAAAAGACCAAACCACAGCUCCUUCCUCGACCUGCCAUCAUACCAACUACAGGGGUCUCAGUCACACCAGUUCCCACUCAACAGAAUGCCAGCGUGGUCUCACCUACUAGUCGGAUGCCGGUGCCUGUUUCUGCCAAGGCGCGGCAGCAACCGGGCACCUCAGAAAAAGAGAGGGCAACAAAACCGCAAAAGCUACAGGACUCUCAGAGGCAGUUCCGCCAGGCUAAUGGAAGUGCUAAAAGAUCUGGAGGAGAUCCCAAAUCCACUUCUCCUACUGUGCCUGCUUCUAAAAUUCCUGCUUUUUCCUCUAGUACAGGAAAAGGCUUGCCCCAGUCUGAUUCUACUAAUAUUGUUAAUUCUUCUCCUUUAUCUUCCUCCCUUCCCGCUAGCAAAUCUUCUAUCCCUCCUCCUCGAUCCAAUUCCACCCCCUCAUCUCAUAUCCCCUCCCUUUCUAAUGGUUCUUUAAAAUUUGCCCCUCCCACUCACAGCACUAAAGGCCUCUCUAUUCCCAUGCAGACACAAAAUGGUCGACCUUCCACCUCUUCUUCCUCUUCCUGUUCCCACUCCCCUUUGUCCCCGACUAUGUUGAGUCAGAGUGCGAAGAGUAUCCGUACCAUUCACACACCCAGCUUCACCAGCUACAGUCGGCCGCACAAUGGGAGUGCCGGUAAAUCAGCUAUCCCAACAGUAACUGUCGCUAAGGAUGCUGCGUAAAUUGCUUUGCUGCUUUGCAACCAUUUGUUUAUCUCUUAAUGAGGUGGAGUCACUCCUGAUUUACUUCGAUUCAUUUUUUAAGUUGUUUUUGUGAUUUUAUUUGUUUGAACAGAUAAUAUUGUUACAUCAGAGUGAAAUUUGUUUUGGCAUGACUUUGGCUAUUGCAUGUUAUUAUUUUCUCUGUUCAAUUGAAUGGCCAGCCUCCAUUAUUCAGUGUUUUAAACUUGAAUCUCUGCAAAUCAUAGACAUAUAAAAAGAUAAACUGUUUUAUUUUAAAAAGUAAAAAGUUUCAUUGCAGAGAGCAGGCUCUUGAUCAAGGAUUUUACAGAGCACUUCAUUUGAAAAGAAUAUUUAUUUUUCAUACAAGUUGAAGAGAGGCUAAUAAGUAUUAAAGUUAACAUAGUAAAAAAAAAAGUAUGUAAACAAUGUUUUGGUUAUUAACAUCCUCUAAAUGAUUGUAGAUGAUUGCAUAUGCAUUUUUUAAUAAACUGACAGACAUUGGUUGUAGCCACAAGUGAAAAAGUACUGUAAGUAUACUAACCAUUUACACAAAUUGUCAAACAUUGUCUGUUUUUUUUUUGUUGUUGUUGUUUUUGUUUUUUUGUCUUUCUUACAUGCACUGCCAAUGUCUUUAAGAUUUAUUGUUAUAAAUUGACAACAGUUUUGCAAUGAACAGUUGUCUGUCUAUUCAGUAGUUGUGCCUGUUUGCCAAAGUUUGUAAUUUACUUCCUUACAAAUGACUAUAUAUACUGUGUUAGACACUAUGUACAUUUAGGAUAGGUUAUAUCUGGCUUAACCUACCUAUGUCAAAAAAUCCUUGAUUUACCCAUGCAGUCUAUGGCUUUUAAAUUAAUGAGUAUUGAUAUCUAAAUGUAAACUAAAAACUGUAGUAAUUGAUAAAAUCGCUCUCUACUUCACAUGUACAUACUGUAACAUCUCUAUUUCAGAGAUUGUCUUUAGUUUUGUUAACAUAUUGUACCAAAGUUUAUUUCUAUGCAUGCCUAUACAAAAUUGUAGAGAGAGAGCGAGAAUGUAAUAGAAGAAAAUCAUGCUUGCACAGACAGAUUUUGUAAAUAAAUAUGUUUUCUUUGGUUUUGUAUAGCUUUAAUUGCAGAAGCAAUCUGUGUAAAAGAGUGUAGGUAUUAAAACAAAGUUCUGCAUGCUUGUCGUUUACAUGGCCUCUCGGCUAUGGUUUCUCCACUUCACUGCAAGUCCUUCUAUUAAACAUUUUGGCAGAUA